AUGGCAGCUAUCGAGUGCAUCAAGAUGAACAUCGAGCUGAUGAGGGUGAAGGAGGGCCUUCCUCAAGGUAUUCUGGGCCGUGCCGUAUUUCCACUAUUGAUAAAAUUUGGGCUCGGGGCCCUUGUCUCCCAGUACAAGGAUCUGUGGCCAAAACAACACGAUCAAGAGACGACAGAUAUCACCGGGCCAAGGGAGCAGGCUUACCUCUCUAGCCUCAGUACCUUUCGCAGAGCUCAAACCCGAGCCACUGAAAAUAGACCGAAGCCCACGCUGGAGAGGGCUAGCCCGCAAAUCCAACUCCGCGAUGGAUCGUCCCUGCCGCCACGCCCACCUGUGAUUUCGCCGUUGCGAGUAUCUCCUACCGGGUUGAUAUCUCAGUUUCGAACUGGGCCCAACGAAGAGGUCGUUCUAUUGCCACAGAGUACUGAUCUUGGAGAGGAUUGGGCCACACCGGACGACUACGCCCAACUUGCGACGGAAAUGUCGGAUUACUUGACUUGGGAUAUAGGAAAGUUCCCAGAAUGGGCAGAAUUUGAUAGUAAUCGCCCGUAG
This is a messenger RNA of Parascedosporium putredinis, 552 nucleotides long. NCBI's taxonomy places the organism in Eukaryota, Fungi, Ascomycota, Sordariomycetes, Microascales, Microascaceae. The record is from the annotation of a GenBank genome assembly.